GAUCACGGAUCAAACCUCGUCUCAUAAGUAUGUCAGCGUGGUGUCCGACAUAUGUACGCCACAGUUUUUUGUUUUAGUCUUGAUUAUGGGUGAAAAUCGCUACAUAUUUUGCUAGAUAAGUUGAAAGUUUAAUUGUCACUCGUCAAAAGAGAGGCGGAGGAGAAUGACGAACAGUGACGAAAAAAAGAAUGACGGAUUCGAAAAGGUCUACGACUACGUGGGUGGCAGUGGAUGGUUCCAAUGGAGGCUUCUCUUGAUAACCUCGCUCCAAUUGAUAAUUGUCACCUGGCAUCACAUUGGGUAUUCUUUUCUGGGCGCGGUGCCAGACCAUUGGUGCAAAAUUGAAGACUUGGAGACACGGACAAACUGGACCCUGACAGAAAUCAAAAGGCUUUCCAUUCCAAGAACAGUAAAGUCCGACUCUGGUGAAUUCUCGUAUGAUAAGUGCCAUUACUACAAUUUAAAUUAUGCCAGCUUAGCCGACACGUCGGAAUCUUUUGAGGAAGCGUUUUCUAAAACGAGCUACGAAGGUGUCGAGAUCCUCGAGUGCACACAAUGGGAUUUUGAUCGCACGAUAUACAAAACAACCAUUCCUUCCGAGUUCCAACUAGUUUGUGGACGACGAUGGAUGACAGCUACGAUUCAGUCCUCGUACAUGGCUGGAGGAUUGGUGGGAACCGUAUUCUUUGGGACGGUCUCCGACAAAUUUCUGGGAAGGCGAAAAACUAUUCUCAUAUCUCUGACCAUCGUCGUCGUGUGUGGCCUGGCAGCCGCAUUUGCAAAGUCCUACUGGAUCUUUCUGCUCCUCAGGUUCUUCACCUCGAUCGGAGUUUCGGGAUCAAUUCAAAAUUGCUUCGUUCUCGUCAUGGAGCACGCUGACAUCAAGUACCGGGCACUCUUGGGAAUGUUGGAGCAGAUUCCGUUCGCAAUUGGCUAUAUGAUUCUCCCAUUGCUGGCCUACUUCAUUCGAGACUGGGCCAUGCUUCAACUUUCCUUUGGCCUCAUAUCACUCACCCUCGUGUCCUAUUUGUGGUGGGUUCCAGAGUCGCCACGCUGGCUGGCAACGCAUGGAAAUGAGGAGGACUCGCUGAAAUAUUUACUCCGGAUGGCAAAAGUCAACAAAUUCCCAAAACCGAGCAAAGAAGCUUUGUUGGAAUAUAUUCGGCAGGCCCAUCAGCAGCCUCCUCCUCGAGAACAGGAAGAACGGGUCCUCGAGAAUGGGGAGGUCAAUCUUAAAUCCGCCUCCUCCAAAUUUAAGCACCGACUCAGAGGGGUGGCAGAAAACUUUAAAAAGCUCAUGUCCACGGCAGAAAUUCGUAAGCGUUCCUUGGUCUUCUGGACCAUUUUCCUGACUGUCUCCAUGGUCUACUACGGCCUCGUAUUCUCCACCAAUUUGACCUCAGAUCCCUUCCUUCUCGUCUUCCUUGGCGGAUUGAUGGAGAUUCCUGCCUACCUCCUCACUCCGAUUCCUGCCUCCAAGCUAGGACGAAGACCCACAACCUGUGCCACAUUUAUGUUGACGGGCGUCUGCAUGUUGGGGCUGUCUCAAAUCGAUUCUUCUUAUGAGACAACGCGGAUCGUUUUAGCCAUGCUGGCCAAGUUCUUCAUCUCAUCCACAUUCGCAAUCAUUUACCUCCUGGGAGCAGAACUGUAUCCGACCGAGAUGAGGACCACGGGCUUGGCAGUCGGCAUAUUUUGUGGUCGCCUCGGGGGCGGUUCAGCUCCUUACAUCGUGGAUCUUUUGCAACACAUUGGGAAGGACUUUGCGAGCGUUAUCUUUGGAGUUUCUGCCGUUGCUGCUGGGUUAGUGGCGCUGGGGCUGCCGGAAACAAGGGUCCUGGAAAUGGCGGACAAUGUGCACGAAGUGGAGAAGCAGGCCGUGGAGAUCAAAGAGAAAAGGAGGAUGAGCAGAAUGAGCAUCACGGAUGGACUGACACAACUCUAAUGAAAUUUUAGAAAUAGCUUUUCCAGCCAUUAAUUGGCUAAUAAAAGAAAUUGUAAACUUUA
This is a messenger RNA of Folsomia candida, 2007 nucleotides long. Its product is annotated as organic cation transporter protein. The record is from RefSeq and is a predicted model, not a curated record. The transcript has 11 exons. Gene Ontology annotation, biological process: transmembrane transport. The coding region runs from base 164 to 1945 and encodes 593 amino acids. Gene Ontology annotation, molecular function: transmembrane transporter activity. Lineage: Eukaryota; Metazoa; Arthropoda; Collembola; Entomobryomorpha; Isotomidae. Gene Ontology annotation, cellular component: membrane.